Ylistrum balloti is the source of this 4378-nucleotide messenger RNA. Its product is annotated as zinc metalloproteinase nas-14-like. The record is from RefSeq and is a predicted model, not a curated record. The transcript has 15 exons. Gene Ontology annotation, biological process: proteolysis. Bases 81 to 2075 code for a protein of 664 amino acids. Gene Ontology annotation, molecular function: zinc ion binding; metalloendopeptidase activity. NCBI's taxonomy places the organism in Eukaryota, Metazoa, Mollusca, Bivalvia, Pectinida, Pectinidae.
ACAAGGUACAGAGUACUUUGUAUAUUAGUAGCAAGAGAGAAGAAUAUCAUCAUUAAGUGGACUUACACGAACUGGUCACCAUGACAGUUUGCUUCCGGACAAUACUUUUCACGGUAUGGUGUGCCAUAGUCUGUGUUUAUGGUCAGCGGGACAGAAAACCAUUCACAGAUUUGACCCUUGACCAGAUUAUAUCAAAGACUAUGGGCGAUAAUGAAAUGAUAGCCAGUCUAGUACAGGUCCCAGACGGUAAACGACUCGCAGAAUUGGACAUGAUGUUAACUCCAGAGCAGUUUGAAGCCUUUUAUCCAGAUCAAUCAGCGAAAAGGAAGAAGAGGAAAGCUGUCAGAAACACUAUUUACCGGUGGCCUGAGGGUGUCAUGCCAUAUGCAUUCAGAGAGGGGGCAUUCAGUAAUGAAGACAAAUACAUGAUCAAAGUGGCUAUGCGUGAAUGGGAAAAAUAUACGUGUGUGCGAUUCAGGGAAAAGGAACGUAGUGAUGUCAACUACGUGUUGUUUAACGACGGAUUUGGGUGUAAUUCACAAUUGGGGAUGGUCAGAGGCGAACAACUGCUGAAUCUUGAUGCCAACGGAUGCAGAUGGAAAGGUCUGUACUUACACGAAAUAGGCCAUGCCCUCGGUCUGAUCCACGAGCAUCAGCGACCGAUUAGAGAUGGUUUUAUUAGGAUCCUGUCCCAGAACGUGGAACCGUCAAUGCUACGGUGGUUUAAUAAGUAUCCAAAUGGACAAGUUAAUCCGUACAAUGUGUCAUACGAAUAUUCCUCCGUCAUGCACUACGGUAUUACGGCUUUCUCUAGAGAUGGAAAAUCUCAAACCAUCCAAGCAACGCAGUCCAAUAGAGAAAGUGAAAUUGGGCGAGUGUACCUAAAAGAGCUGUCAUUUACUGAUGUUGAGGUCGUCAACAACAUGUAUGGAUGCAAUGAUCACUGUGAUAAGAAAAGUACAAUUUGUAUUAAUGGAGGUUUUCUGGACCAGAAUUGUGAAUGUCUAUGUCCAGAUGGCACCUAUAAUUGUCAGCAGGGUAACACACAGCCUGGGGACCGAUCUUGCGUCAACACUGAAGGAGACUGGAUAUGUAACGUGUGGGCAACACAAGGAGAAUGUCAAAACAAUGCUGACUUCAUGAAUAGUAGAUGCCGUAAGGCUUGCCGCGUUUGUGGACCGACGGCUCCAAUUGGUGGUGAUGGGGCUGAGUGCAUCGACUUAUUUGACAUUGGCGCUUGCACAAAGUGGAAGGCCAAUGGUGACUGUAUCGUUAACGAGGAGUGGAUGAGACAAUACUGCAACUCAACUUGUGGGCUGUGUGAUCGCAAUGCAAGUCCACCAGGAACGGACUGUGAAAAUAGUUUCAGCAGCGAUAGCCAGUGUGAGGAAUGGGCUCGUAAAGGAGAGUGUCAGAUUAACCCGGCUUGGAUGCCUGACAACUGUCAGAAAGCUUGUCGCACAUGUCCUAUCACAGAUCGGACAACCUCUCGACCACGAGUCACCACUCGACGACCACGAGUCACCACUCAACGACCACGAGUCACCACUCAACGACCACGAGUCACCACUCCAAGACCAGGAGACACCACUCGACGCCCUUUCAUAACAACUACACCUUUCACGACUCCUACGACGACGGCUCUCCCAAGAGGGAGGUGUGUGAACCGUUUUCCGGAUAACCAGUGCGAACCAUGGGCACAGCACGGACAUUGUGAUUACAAUCCGUCGUUCAUGGAAGUCAAUUGCAUGCGCUCUUGUAAACAAUGUACCAGCAACUAUCCAAAUUGCAAUAAUACAAAUAAGUAUUGUGAUGAUUGGGCAGCCCAUGAUCAUUGUAGGAUAAACCCAGGCUAUAUGAAAACGUUUUGUAAGAAGGCUUGCAAUUCAUGUUCCCCAGCGUUACGUCAACUUGGUAAAAGACAAGCUAUUGCUGAAGGCGUCAUCGAUGAGAAUGGUUCAAUUUUAAACCAGGAAAAUCCUUUCACUGUCAUGCCUCCAGAAUCAGGAGCUACUUUAUGGAAAUCCACCCCCAGCCUCCUCUUGGUGACAGUCUGCGCUCUCCUCAUCCAUUAGAUAACCUGCAUCUGUGAUACCCUUGGUUAAUUUUUUGUUUGGUUUUUUAUGCUUUUUUUUCUUUUGUUUCGUACUUUUUUUAUAAGAUUUUUGUUGUAGAUCUGUUAUCAAUUUUUCUUAAAUACUUUUUUUCUAUCAAAGUUGUAAAUAAAGAAACAUUUGCCAUGAAUAACAAUUCAUUAAAUAUCAAUUGCAUAGAUAGGUGCAGUGCAGUUUAUAUAAUUUUAUCAGUUAUUUUUCAAUGGCCACAAAGAAGGAUUGACUGUGAUAUUUUGUCCAGUUUAUUUAAUCAGGCCAUGUAAAAUACAUACUUAAAUGAACACAUUUAUAUUUGACGUAUACAGAAUCCGUUUUUAUAAGCAUUAUUUGAAGCAUACUGUUUUAUAAAGUCGGUUAAAAAAUUGUUGAUUUAUUCAGUAAAACAAUUGUGUUGUUGAACUAGUAUUCAAUAACACAAUUGCGUUGCCAAGAAAAUCAUAUUUUUUGUCAUAUCACACUUGAGUGCUUGUAUGUUUUCUUACUCUUGAAAACUGGUAAGUUUGUGUUGUACAAAUUACCCUAUACAUACUUAUUCAUGCCAUUGGCAGCAUAUGUAAUUGAAAUAUACAUGCAUACAACUUUUCAAUGUAAUUUAAUUUUGCCAGUGAUUUUUGUAUUAUCAUUGUGUCUCACAUUAUGUCUAACUAAACAUAAUUUUGAUUUUUUUUUUAAAUCAUAAUUCUGUUUCUCUUAAAUUGUAAAAAGUUGUUUUACAUCAAGACUAUACAUGUAAUUAUAUGUCCAUCAUCUAUAUAUAUAGCUUCUGGAUUGAUACUCAUUGUAUCCAUGGCACCAGAUAAAUGUUUUAAAUCAGACCGGUGACCUACAAAAUGUUUUGUUUUUUAAAUGUUAUGUGUUUAUCAUGUAUGUUACUCUUCAGCUACAAAGGAUUUCAGAGUGAUCUUUCUACAAUAGCAUUUUUGCUCGUUCCCUUCCUCAGAGCCAUUAUAAAAAUGUUAGGAAUCUCUGUAUUUUUCAUUUAGUUUAUAGUGUGUUAUUUAUUUUGUUUUUUUCAUCAGUAUUGCAAUUGUAAAACGGUAAAUCUAGAUCUCUCAUCCCCUCUCUUUCUCUUUUAAAGACAGCUCAAUUCCUGCAUUUUGCAUUAUUGGCUCCCGUCAGCUUUUUGCUAGAUCCUCUUACUGGUAGAGAAAAGGGAAAGGAGGGUAAUUCUAGGAGACUAGAAUGACCUUUAUGUUAUUACAUCACUAUUAGAUAUGACUGCAAUAAAAAUAAUAUCGCCCAAUUAGUAAUCAUAUCAUAUCAGUGUUAAACAUAUCACAUGAUGAUGGGGAUAAUGAAUGCUAAACAAUGGAGUUCAAUGUGAUAACUUAAUCAGAACACUGCACUUUUAACACAGGGACAGGUAAUAAUGAUCUCCAAGAAACAAUGUUACAUGCCCUGUGCAAUUAGCAUUAGUCAUUAAGGAAUACUGAUGUUCUGGUAAUUUUUGUAAUUGUAGAGAUGGCAUUAAUUUACAAAUCAUGAAUUCAAAUCUAAUUCAGAAGACAAUUUUAAAAAAAAAUUCAUAACUUUAUCUAAACAAUUGAUUUAAGCAAGAUUUUUAAUAAAAUGAUCCUCAGACCUACGUCACUGUUGUAAAGGUCUGUGGAUUACCUUAGCCAAUGACACAACAUAUUAAUCAAAUUAAAUUUGAUCUCACAAAACGUCACUAUAAUCAUUCUGAUCUGCAAAUAUCAUGUCAAGUUUUAUACUCAAGACAUAUAUUUAGUUUUCUUUGAAAACAUGAUAUUUUCAUCAUUUCCAUUGGAAUUUAAGCAUUUGUGGUAUAUUUUUUUUUACCUUGGUGAUAUAAAUAUGCACAUCGUAUGACUAUAAAGUAGAUUACUUAGGUUUCAUCUGUCAAAGGUACUGUAUAGUUGAUUAUAUUCAUGGGUCAUUUAAUUUUAUAAUAAAACAUGGAAUUAAAUACCCUGUAAUAAUUUGAUAUCAAUUGAAAAACAUAAAGAAACAAUGUUGUAUCUGUGUACAUGUACACUAAUCUACAGCCUUAAGAAAAAUUUGAUCAAUGAAUAGCCCAGUCUGGGACAGCCACAAAAUAUUAGCUCCAUGUAAUAAAACACCUGUACAGUACAUGUUAAGUGAAAUAUUGAGCUUUUUUGUCAAAAAUAGCUAAAGAAAGGUCAAUUUAGGAAAAAGAAAGUGAGUGAAAUGUAAGUAACCUACAGUAAUGAAAAUUAAGGGAUAUUUGUAUAUUUUUGUCAAUAAAAUAUUUGUACAAGACAACAUUUUUGAAAUAUUUUAUU